UAAGCAGUUUUAAUUUACAUAUCAUUCAAACCCCAUGCUAAUUUUGGGGCUGAUGAAGACGUUUUAUAUGUGCGUUGAUUACACGAGAUGUCCUCGUUCGCCUGCCAGUGGCACUGUGGUCCGCUCAUGUUCGUUGGAAGAGAUCGCUCUCUUGCACUACAAAGGCAACAAUAACAACAGCUGCACUACUUAUCAGAUACCGACCCGGGACUUAAGAACACGGUACGGAAGAUGGCGUGGACAUAAAAAAAUAUUUAUCCCACAUAUUUCUCUGCGGUAGUACAUUGCGAGUUCACCAUGGGGACAGUCCAGCAUUGAUUUGCAGCAAGACGUUGACGUGCUGAAUUGUCGGAGGAGAUUCUGUGUUUAAAGUAAAGUGUAGUGCGCGCGCUAAUGAAUUCAUUUCCCUCAAUGGGUUUUUAUAUUUAGCUUUAGCGCCGAGCACCUGGCAGCACGACCGCGGCCACCGCCGUCUGUCUCGUCCGUCGUUCGCGGUUGAUAACAUUUGAAGGGGAAAAACAAAACGGUCCAAACUUGCCGUUGUUAUCGAGAAAACUCGCCCUUUUUUUUUUCCCUCGCUGCGCUUUUUUUUUUACGUGCUGAGGGGCGCCGUGGACCCGCACACUUUUUCCUGUUUAAAUAUAUAUCAGCGUUAACGGCUCGGAAUGAUGAUGGCCGGUGGAGCCGUGGAACAUAACGGGAUAUUUUCAAAUGCCAACCUUCACGAACAACCGACCCACAUGGAGUCUGAGCUGCCAGACUCCCGAAAACGGUCGCUGGAAACUCCGGCUGAGGAGGCUGGUUGUACCAAACGCACCAACACAGGAGAGGAGGGUGAGUACUUCCUGAAGGUUCUGAUCCCCAGCUAUGCAGCCGGCUCUAUAAUUGGCAAGGGCGGCCAGACCAUCGUACAACUGCAGAAAGAGACGGGAGCCACCAUCAAGUUGUCCAAAUCCAAAGACUUCUACCCAGGAACAACAGAGCGUGUGUGUCUGAUACAGGGUACCGUGGAAGCUCUAAAUGGCGUCCACAACUUCAUCGCGGAGAAGGUCCGCGAGAUGCCCCAGAGUGCCCAGAAGAGUGAGCCUGUGAGCAUACUACAGCCACAGACCACCGUCAACCCCGACCGCGUUAAACAGGCUAAACUGAUAGUGCCCAAUAGCACAGCCGGGCUUAUCAUUGGCAAAGGAGGCGCGACAGUAAAGGCAGUGAUGGAACAGUCAGGGGCUUGGGUGCAGCUCUCCCAGAAGCCCGAGGGCAUCAACCUGCAGGAGCGGGUGGUCACCAUUAGCGGGGAGCCCGAGCAGAACCGCAAGGCCGUGGAAAUCAUAGUUCAGAAGAUCCAGGAGGAUCCUCAGAGCAGCAGCUGCCUCAACAUCUCCUACUCCAACAUCUCUGGCCCCGUGGCCAACUCCAACCCCACGGGCUCCCCUUACGCCAACUCCGCCGAAGUGCUGCCAAACGCAGCCGCGGCUGCCGCCACCGCCUCCAGCCUCCUGGGACAGGCCGGCCUGACGGGAAUGGGCACGUUCCCAACGGCCAUGUCCAGUUUCUCCGGCAACGACCUGCUGGCCAUCACCUCUGCGCUAAACACCCUGGCCAGCUACGGCUACAACACCAACACCUUGGGCCUGGGCCUCAACCCGGCAGCCGCCUCCGGUGUCCUCGCCGCCGUGGCCGCCAGCGCAAACCCCGCCGCCGCGGCCGCAGCUAACCUCUUAGCCUCCUACGCUAGCGACGCCUCCGGCGGACACCCGGCGGCGGGCCUGGGCGGGUUCUCGCUGGGCUCCCUGGCCGCCGCCACCGGGGCUUCCAACGGCUACCUGAACGCCUCGUCCCCACUGAUGGCGUCCUCCCUCCUGGCCGCCGAGAAGCUGGGCGACGGUGCCAAGGACGUGGUUGAGAUCGCCGUGCCGGAGAACCUGGUGGGCGCCAUCCUGGGGAAAGGAGGGAAGACGCUGGUGGAGUACCAGGAGCUGACCGGCGCCCGCAUCCAGAUCUCCAAAAAGGGGGAGUUCAUCCCGGGCACGCGGAACCGUAAAGUUACCAUCACAGGGUCCCCGGCCGCCACGCAGGCCGCGCAGUACCUGAUCAGCCAGAGGAUCACGUACGAGCAGGGCGUGCGCGCCACCAACCCACAGAAGGUGGGCUAAAAUUGAAAAAAAAGGAGAAGAGGAUAGAAAAGGAAUGAUG
This is a messenger RNA of Gadus chalcogrammus (walleye pollock), 2193 nucleotides long. RefSeq names its product RNA-binding protein Nova-1-like. The transcript is spliced from 4 exons. Gene Ontology annotation, cellular component: cytoplasm; nucleus. Lineage: Eukaryota; Metazoa; Chordata; Actinopteri; Gadiformes; Gadidae. The coding region runs from base 666 to 2153 and encodes 495 amino acids. The record is from RefSeq and is a predicted model, not a curated record. Gene Ontology annotation, biological process: regulation of alternative mRNA splicing, via spliceosome; mRNA splicing, via spliceosome. Gene Ontology annotation, molecular function: mRNA binding.